This is a messenger RNA of Vanrija pseudolonga, 2931 nucleotides long. Its product is annotated as putative transporter. Gene Ontology annotation, biological process: transmembrane transport. Gene Ontology annotation, cellular component: membrane. NCBI's taxonomy places the organism in Eukaryota, Fungi, Basidiomycota, Tremellomycetes, Trichosporonales, Trichosporonaceae. Bases 1 to 2931 code for a protein of 976 amino acids. The record is from RefSeq and is a predicted model, not a curated record. The transcript has 9 exons. Gene Ontology annotation, molecular function: transmembrane transporter activity.
AUGACGAGUACAGGACCAGCUCACCGCCCUUCGCCUCCUCCUGCCUCCAUCGAGCUCCGCGAGCUCGGCGGGCCGCCGCCAACUGAGGCACCGCCGUCCCCACCCGUCGCCCCAGAGGACAUGUCCGUCUCAAAGGGUCGCUCUAUCGCCGUCUGCCUCUCCGCCUUCUCGCUCGCGUUCACCACCUGCGGAACCGCGUUUUCGUUUGGCGUCUACCAGGAGCUCUACCAGUCCAUGUCAUUGCAGCCUGGCACCCCGUUCACAGGGUCAACACCUGCAUGGAUCGACUUGAUCGGCACACUGUCCGUAUCGCUCAUGACGCUCGGCGCACCGUUCACAACUGCGUGGACGAGGCGCUUUUCGGCGCGCGCCGUCAUCACCGCCGGCGGACUGCUGCUCCUGGUAGCGUCCCUACUCGCCUCCUUCUCCCAGCACCUGUGGCAGUUUAUCAUUUGCCAGGGUCUCCUCAUCGGCUUUGGAACCUCCCUCGCCUACAUCCCAGCAGUCACCGUCGCGCCGACCUUCUUCUCCAAGCACCGCGGCGUCGCCCUCGGCCUCAUCCUCAGCGGCACGGGAGUCGGCGGGCUUGUCUGGGCGCCGGCGCUCAACAUCCUGAACGAGAAGGUCGGGUUCCGCUGGGGACUGCGCGUCUCGGGGAUCACCUGUUGUCUCAUGACCCUGGUUGGCGGGUAUGUGCUCGACUGGGACCCUGUCACCAAGGCCAAACUCGCAGCGGAAGCCGAGGCAAGACGUGCGAGAGCUCCUCCCCAGAGCAGUUACGCCGUCCUGGAGUUCGCAAAGUCGCUCUGGAAUGUGCCCCUGGUAGACUGGCGUAUCGCGCGCAGCCCGCCCUUCCUCGCUCAAAUGGCUGCAAACUUCCUCCACGCAGCGGCGUACUACACGCCCAUCUUCUUCUUCUCUGCCUACGCCCGCACCCUUGGCUACAAUUCGAAGCAGGGUGCCGAGUUUAUCGCCAUCAACAAUGUCGCGAGCAGCGUUGGCAGGAUCAUCUUUGGGCUCCUUGCGGACAAGUUUGGUCGUACGAACGUGCUCCUGUUGGUCUGCGCAGCGUCGGCCAUGUCGGCCAUGGCCUUCUGGCUCCCGUCAACGCUGGUGGACGAGGCGGCCGCCAAGGGACUGUUCGUGUCGUUCUCCAUCCUCAACGGAGCCUUCAUGGCCUCGUUCGUGUCGCUCUUCCCUGCUACACUUGUGGAGAUGUUUGGCCCGCACAACUUUGCGUCUAUCAAUGGCUUCGUGUACAUGAUCCCGGAGCUCGUCGACACCAGCGGCUACGCCUCUCCCAAGGUACGCGAGCCUGGCCACGACAACGACGACGUUUCAUUCAAGGAUGAGGAGAGCGAUGGCAAGACAAGCGAGGAGCGUCUUCGAGAACGUCAGGCGACCGACAGCGACGCUGUCAGCCUUACACAGUACUAUGAGCCACCGGAUUCGUACGAGUCCAAGCAUCGCUGGGAUCCAAAGGCUACAUGGACCAAGGAGGAGGAGAAGAAGCUCGUUCGCAAACUCGACCUCCGCGUUGCCCUGGUGGCAUGCAUAUGCUUCGCGGCGCUUCAGCUUGAUCGCGGUAACCUGACCAAUGCCGUCAGCGACAACCUUCUCAAGGACAUUGGCCUUACGACCCAGCACUACAACGUCGGGAACACCAUCUUUUACGCUACCUUCUUGGUCUCUGAGCUUCCGUCCCAAAUCAUAUCCAAGAAGCUCGGCUCAGAUGUUUGGAUCCCUAUCCAGAUGAUGUCGUGGUCGGCUGUCGCCAUGGCUCAGUGCGGCCUGAACGGCAAGACGAGUUUCUACGUCACGCGCGCGCUCCUCGGCCUCCUGGAGGGCGGCUUCAUCGCCGACACCAUCCUCUACCUAUCAUACUACUACACCCACGCGGAACUCACCAUUCGGCUGUCCUACUUCUGGGUCUCACUCACUGUCACCGGCAUCGUCGGCUCCUUCCUCGCGGCCGGUAUCCUUGAAAUGCGACACCACACUCACUGGCCUGGGUGGCGAUGGCUGUUCCUCCUGGAGGGCCUCCUCACCUUCCUCAUCGGCCUCUGGGCCGCACUAUACCUCCCACCAGGCCCUUGUCAGACCGGCAAGACCAUCCUCUCGCGCAUCACCAAGACCAAAUGGUUUACGGAUCGCGAGGAGGUAGUUCUAGUCAACCGCGUGCUCCGUGACGACCCUACGAAGAGUAGCAUGCACAAUCGACAGGGUUUGAACUUGGAGGACCUCGGCCGCUCCCUGACCGACUACGACAUGUGGCCUCUCUACAUCAUCGGCCUCUUUACGUUUGUCGCUCCCGGCACAGUCGGAGCGUACUUUACUCUCACACUCAAGUCGCUCGGUUACUCCACAUUCCAGACCAAUCUCCUUACGAUCCCGUCGCAGGUGCUUUACCUGAUCAACAACCUUGGGCUGGCCUACCUCUCCAGGCUGCUGAAUGAGCGACUCCUUACAGCCUCCAUAUCCUUGUGGUGGCUGCUAAUACUGUUCAUCGCUCUUGUGGAGCUGUCAGAUGGCACCAAUCGCUGGGUGCGCUGGGCCGUCAUCUCCCUCGUCCAGGCGUACCCAUACAACCACCCGAUUUUGGUGUCCAUGAACAGUAUGAACGCGGGCUCUGUGCGGACACGCACCGUGGCAUCAGCGGUCUACAACAUGUCGGUCCAGGCCAGCCACUUCAUCUCGGCCAACAUCUACCAGCCACACGACGCACCGUUUUACCACCAUGGCAACAAGGUCCUUCUGGGCUUCAUCGUCGCCGAUAUUGUGAUCAUCUGGCUGGCAAAGGGGUGGUAUAUCUGGCGCAACAAGUCGCGGGACAAGGUUUGGAACGCAUGGACGGAGGAGGAGAAGGCGCACUAUCUUGCUACGACCAAGGACCAGGGUAACAAGCGUCUCGACUUUCGCUUCCUCCACUAG